Messenger RNA from Eucalyptus grandis, 3270 nucleotides. RefSeq names its product receptor-like protein kinase 5. The record is from RefSeq and is a predicted model, not a curated record. The transcript has 2 exons. Gene Ontology annotation, molecular function: protein kinase activity; protein binding; ATP binding. Gene Ontology annotation, cellular component: plasma membrane. Gene Ontology annotation, biological process: protein phosphorylation. Lineage: Eukaryota; Viridiplantae; Streptophyta; Magnoliopsida; Myrtales; Myrtaceae. Bases 207 to 2993 code for a protein of 928 amino acids.
UCCAAGAUCAAGAACUGCAAGUGCUGUCGAAGCUCAGGCAAUCCUGGCAAGACCCAUCGUCCCUCGACCACUGGGUGGCCUCCAAUUCAUCCUCCCUCUGCGCAUGGCCUGAGAUCAAAUGCCAAGAAGGCUCAAUCACUGAGCUCAAUCUUGUCAACCUGAACAUAAAUUAUUCGAUCCCCCCAUUCAUCUGCGACCUCAAGAAUAUGACCAAGCUCGAUCUCUCUUACAACAAUAUUCCUGGAGAGUUUCCCACUGUUCUCUACAACUGUUCCAAGCUCGUAUACCUCGACCUGUCCCAGAAUUACUUCGAAGGUCCUAUUCCAUCCGACAUCGAUCGCAUGGCCGAUCUUCUGGUCCUGAUUCUUGCCGCCAACAGCUUUUCGUUCGACGUCCCGGUGUCGAUCGCAAGGCUGCAGAGGCUGAGGAUCCUUCACCUUUAUCAGUCCGAGUACAAUGGCACGUACCCUGAAGAGAUUUUUGGCCUCUCCAAUCUUGAAGAACUGAGGCUCGAGUACAACAAGAAGUUCGUGCCAUCGCAGCUGCCACAGAACUUCACUGCCCUGAAGAAGCUGCGGUUCUUCUCGAUGCCGCAGACGAACCUGUUCGGCAGAAUCCCGAAGACGGUCAGCGAUAUGGAGGCUCUUGAGCACUUGGAUUUGGGGAUGAAUCCACUGACAGGAGAAAUCCCGGGCAGCAUUUUUGCUCUGACGAACUUGCGCGAGUUGUACGUGUACAAGACUAAUGUGUCCGGGUCAAUCCCUCAGGCAGUCAGCGCCGCGAACCUGAGCGUGAUUGAUCUGUCUUUUAAUAAUUUGACGGGGAACAUUCCUGAAGUUUUUGGACAGCUCAAGAAUCUGUACAGCUUGAAUUUAGAGUUCAAUCAAUUGUCUGGCGGAAUCCCGGAAGGUAUUCCGAGUCUUCCCGCUUUGUCUGAUAUCAGGCUGUCCAACAACAAUCUAUCGGGCACAAUCCCCCCAGACUUCGGCAAGUUUUCCCCGCUCAGAAGAUUCGAAGUGGCCUUCAACAACUUGACCGGUGCAUUUCCAGAACAAUUGUGCCAUGGGGGCACGCUGUUUGGGUUGGCUGCCAUGGACAACAAUCUCAGCGGGAAGUUGCCGGAGUCACUUGGAAAUUGCAGUACUUUGUCCCAAGUGAUGCUGCACAACAAUGGAUUCACCGGAAAUGUGCCUGGAAGACUCUGGAUGUCACGGAACUUGAUGGCUUUGCUCUUGAGUGGUAAUGGAUUAACUGGCGAGCUUCCCAAGGAGCUGUCCCCAAACCUCAAUCGGAUCGAGAUGAGCAACAACAAAUUCUUCGGCAAGAUUCCGAGCACGGUGUCUUCGUGGAGGAACUUGGUGGUGUUCGAUGCUAGUAAUAACCUCCUCAGUGGCACGGUUCCGGCUGAAUUGACCGUGCUUCCUUCUCUGACGACGCUUUUGCUCGGUCAGAACAAGCUCUCCGGGAAUCUUCCCACAGACAUCAUUUCAUGGAAAUCCUUGACCACUCUGGAUCUUAGUCACAAUAAGAUCUCGGGACCGAUUCCCAGCAAAAUCGGUCUUCUGCCUGUGCUCAUGCAGUUGGACCUGUCUGACAACCAACUGUCCGGCCUGAUUCCUCCUGAAUUCGGCCAACUGAAUCUGGACCGUCUGAAUUUAUCCUUCAAUCGUCUCAGGGGACCAAUCCCGGCCAAGUUAGAGAACGCCGCAUAUGACACCAGUUUCCUGAACAAUGCCGGGCUCUGUGCAUCCAAUUCGUUCAUGAGGAUCAAUGUCUGCAACGCCCAAUCCCAGAGAUCGAGCAAGACCAAUCUCACCUUGAUCGUGAUCUCGGCCAUUGCGGCAGCGAUAUGCGUUUUGUUGGUGGUGCUAUUCACGAUCAGAGCUUCCAGAAAGAACAGGGAUUGCUUUGAUUCUACUCUGAAACUGACUUCAUUCCAAAGUUUGAAUUUUACGGAAUCGAAUAUUCUGUCGGGAUUGAAGGAGCAUAAUGUGAUUGGAAGUGGUGGAUCAGGAAAAGUAUAUCGCAUUAUGGUGAAUCCUUCUGGUGACGCCGUCGCUGUGAAAAGGAUUUCAAAUAACCAAAAAUUAGAUGAGGAGCUGGAGAAGCAAUUCGUAGCAGAAGCGGAGAUACUUGGGAACAUUAAGCAUCGGCACAUUGUCAAACUGUUGUGCUGUAUUUCUUGCGAGAACUCGAAACUCCUAGUGUACGAGUACAUGGAAAAUAGCAGCUUGGACCAAUGGCUUCACAAGAAGAAAAGAUCGUCGCGCAUCCCGGGUGUCACCAACAAUAUGAUCUUGGAUUGGCCCAAAAGGUUGCAGAUUGCGCUCGGAGCAGCUAAAGGACUUUGCUAUAUGCAUAAUGAUUGUUCAUCACCCAUCAUCCACCGAGACGUAAAAUCGAGCAACAUUCUCUUAGACUCAGAGUUCAACGCAAAAAUUGCUGACUUCGGCCUUGCAAGGAUGUUGGCCAAGCCUGGAGAAGCUGUUACGAUGUCAGCUGUUGCUGGUUCUCACGGCUAUUUGGCACCAGAAUAUGCUCACACGACAAGAGCUAAUGAGAAGAUCGAUGUUUAUAGCUUUGGGGUCGUUCUCUUGGAACUGACCACUGGAAGGAAGGCUAACGAUGGGAAGGAAGGCAUGGGUCUCGCUGACUGGACAUGUUGUCACAUCCAACAUGGCAAGCCGAUAUUUGAUGCAAUAGAUGAGGAGAUCAAGGACAGCUCGUACCUAGAUGAAAUAAUCAAUGUCUUUAAGCUCGGGAUCUUUUGCACUGCUACACGGCCUUCCAUGAGGCCUGCAAUGAAGGAGGUAGUGCAAAUGUUGCUCAGAUGUAGCGAUCCACUUCAUAAUGUCGAAAAGAAAUUACAACACAGCUUAGAUGCUUCCCCCCUCCUCGGAAAUUCUAAGAACAAGGAAAUGCCGCGCAGUGAUUUUCAUGUUCUUGAGUGCAACACUGGAAUAGUUAGCACUGGAACAGUUGCAGAAGGUUAGUGAAGGGCUUUGAACUCUCAACUUCUGCAAAACUUCCCCAACUUAUCCUACAGAGAGACAAGCAUCAAACGAUUUGUCUAACUGUGUAUUAGUGAUCCAUACCUAAGACUAGUUUCUGAAUGUGUCCUAUAGAAUGUAUAGAAAAUAAGAGAUGGAUAUGUUAAUUUCUGCUAGAUAUAUAGACUUCAAAGAAGAUAAGUCACGUCACCAUUGAAUGUCUGAUCUUUUGCCACAUUUGCAUCUCAAUAAAGUUGGCAAAUCCAUUGAUGGCUUGGAA